AUGGCUCUGAAUACUAAUUAAUCAUUAAAGAAUCUUGUUUAGCAAGAGCACAAAAGCAUUAAUUAAUCUGAGAAACUUGUGCUUCUAGCUUAGUUCUUUUAAUUUAUUGCUUCACAUGAAAAACAGAUGGAGAUUAUAAGAGAAAUACUAUUUGAGCAAAAGGAAUUAAUUAACAAUGAUCUUUACUUGUGGAAUAUUUAUAAUCAUUUUGACUAAGGAAAAAAGGGAUUCUUAACUUAAGAGGAUUUCAGCAGGUUCUUUAUGAAAACUAGAUUGCAAGAAGAAUAAUAAACUCAUCAUAAUAGAUAUCUUGAUCAUCUGGUAGAGUUCUAUUCAUCUGAUGAAAAUCCUUUUAAAUUGCAGUUUAAGGAGUUCGCAACCAUUUUUUUGCCGAAAUAUAAGUACAGGAUUUCAAAGCCGUUAAUAAUUACUGAAGAGUACUUAUAGCAUAAUAUAUCAACACAGGAUAACUAAAUCACCUAAGAAAUCGAGCAUUGCUUAGCUCGUGUCCUUGAAAGAGAACUAGAAUUCAUGAUCAAAAGAAGAGAUUUCAUGCUUUAAUUUGAAAAAUCUUACUCAGACUCAAAAGGAAUAGAUUACACUAAGCUUUUUAUAGAUCUAGACUCAUCUCUAAGUGGACUGAUCAAUACAGAUAAAAUGCUAACAUAUCUAAUGAGACUUCCAUAGGUAUUUUCAAGCAGAGACGCAGAAGCUAUAGUCAACAGAAUAUAGAAGGAUAAAACUUCCAUAUGUGGGUUUAACUUUCUUGACUUCAAAAAAUUAUUCCAGUAUAAAAAUUAGAUUGCUGAGCCUGUAAUUAUUAGAGAAUAUUAAGAAAGCAUUCCAUUAUCAAGACAAAAGAGUAACUCAAACUCAAAUCUACAUUCAGCACAAAGAUAAUAGAGGAAUUCGAGCAGUAGAUCUAGGAAGAAUUCUACUAAGAAAGUAAGUAAAUUUACUACUCUGAGAAACUCAAGAUCUACUAAUGAAUUCAAAUUAGGAGGAGCCUAGAUGUAAUCACCAACUAAAUCUGGAAGCCUCUUUAAAGGAAAUCCAUACUCAUAAGCGAUGACUUACAAAACAUCAUUUGUAAAUAAUUAAGAAUUAAGUAAUUCCCAGAGCGAAUAUUACAAUUAAUCUACUACUAAAAAAGAUGGCGGCUAUACUAGUAAAUCAAGAUCUAAAAAGAGAUCAUUAAUGACUUCAUAGUCUUAAUAAUCCUUCCAUUGGAAUAAAAGCUAAUUGCAAGGCACUAAAAACAAAAGCAAAAAAUUGUUUGAAACUUAAUUUCAUAACAGUCCUUAUGUAAAGCCUUAAAAGAAACCAUAAAACUAUACAAUGAAAAAUAGCACUCUCAAGACUAGUAUAUACGCAACAAAGUCUUUUAAAACAAAUAGAGUCUUAAAGGAAUCUACUAAUACAUUCCAAUCAACUUAAUCUAUUCCAUCAGUUAAAGUUAAAGAAUAUAAUUUAAGCGAAAAAGGUAUUAAGUAAAUGUUUGAAAAAGCUAAAUAACAGAUUGAGAGAAAAAGAACCGAACUUAAAUUAAAAUGA
Stylonychia lemnae is the source of this 1554-nucleotide messenger RNA. The record is from the annotation of a GenBank genome assembly. NCBI's taxonomy places the organism in Eukaryota, Ciliophora, Spirotrichea, Sporadotrichida, Oxytrichidae.